Limulus polyphemus (Atlantic horseshoe crab) is the source of this 1268-nucleotide messenger RNA. Its product is annotated as protein odd-skipped-related 2-like. The transcript is spliced from 2 exons. Gene Ontology annotation, cellular component: nucleus. Lineage: Eukaryota; Metazoa; Arthropoda; Merostomata; Xiphosura; Limulidae. The coding region runs from base 165 to 1157 and encodes 330 amino acids. Gene Ontology annotation, molecular function: DNA-binding transcription factor activity, RNA polymerase II-specific; RNA polymerase II transcription regulatory region sequence-specific DNA binding. The record is from RefSeq and is a predicted model, not a curated record. Gene Ontology annotation, biological process: regulation of transcription by RNA polymerase II; embryo development.
UCACUCGACAGAAGGCAUUACGUCCUUAUCGUGUUCAAAUUAAUAACAGUUACGAGUCAGUGCUAAAUCAACGUGUAGAACCUGACCUAAUAUUAACCUUUAACCCUUCCAAAUAAAAACUUUCAGAUUUGUUUUCCACCAGUUCUUCUACAGUUCAGACUACGAUGCAAAGCUUGCACCCUAAUGUACCUGUCGCGGUUCCUUUCCCAUUUUUUCCGUACCCUUUCCUUGCAAUGAUCGACCAUGCCACUCUAGGGGGAGAGUCCCCCUUCGUUUUGACAGAAACUAACCUUAGCCCAGGAAAAAACGGAGAAAUAACUAAAAAGUCUGACAAGAAACCAGCAAGAAGGCCCAUGUCCUCUUACAAUUUGACUCCUGUUUCUAAAAGGAAACCCAAGUUUGACUUUUCCAGGCUGGCUGAAUCUGCCACGUCUAAAGACGAUGACCUCGACUGUUAUGCUUCUAAGCCCAUGGGUCUUCAAACAGACGAAACGUCUGCCAUCAUUACUAGCCAUACCUUUCCUCUAGUGAUGCCCUACUACACUGAUCCAGACCCUGGUCAAAGCAGAUGUUCUUCACGACCCAAGAAGGACUUCAUCUGUAAAUAUUGUGAACGAAGGUUCACCAAGUCUUAUAACCUGUUGAUUCAUGAACGAACCCAUACUGAUGAACGACCAUACUCCUGUGAUGUCUGUCAUAAAGCUUUCAGAAGACAGGACCACCUCAGAGACCACAGGUACAUUCACUCCAAAGAGAAACCGUUCAAGUGCACAGAGUGUGGGAAAGGUUUCUGUCAGGCUCGGACGUUAGCGGUUCACAGAGUCCUCCAUCUAGAUAAUUCUCCUCACGAGUGCCCCACCUGUGGGCGCACCUUCAACCAGAGAAGCAACCUAAAAACUCACCUCUUGACCCAUACCGACUUCAGGCCCUACCACUGUGGCUCCUGCAGCAAGGUAUUCCGUCGAAACUGCGACCUUCGCCGUCAUAUUCUCACUCAUAGCGUCGAACAUCCAGAAGAAUGGAGGAACUCUCGCUCACUCUCGUCACAAAGCGCCAUUUGCCGCGGUGUCGAGACCGCCAACUUGAGGAGAAAUAUACUUUCCUCCGAGAUAAAAUCCCAGGACCAUCCUUCAGAGGUCCUAGACGUUGAAAACUGAACAUUCCAGACAUUGACAAAUAUUCAUACUGUGUAUAAGGAUUAUUUUACUGAGAAAAUGUAAGUAUUGUAAAACAAAGUUAUAAAGUUAACUUAUUUUAUAUACGAAGUU